GGACGGGGAGAGAGACGGACGGAGAGCGAGCGAGCGAGAGAGAGAGAGAGAGAGAGAGAGAGAGAGAGCGAUACCAGGAAAAAAGUGGCAAAGACAAAGGACUGGACAAUCUGUAGGAAAACAAGAAGGACUGUGUCCAUCUGCCGCGGUGGUGGACGAGCGUCCAGCUGUGACACGACGGUCGGGAAGACGCCAGGCGCGAGGUGUUCGUCUGCCGUGCGUCCGCAUCCGUUCCGGCGGAGGUGGCGCUCCGCGGCCAGCGGGCUGCUGAUGGAAAGAACUGCACAGCUGUAGACUCGGCGUCUGGAUGGAAAGAGCCGUCGACCCAUGCGGACGCGGAGAGGAUGGAAGAAGCAGACACGCGCACGGAGGACAACCAGUGGUAGCAUUUUGGGAGCGUUUUGCGUGUUUUUCUUUCUCUCAAAGUCCCAUUUGAGAGAAGGAGCUGUGUAACAGCCACAGGUCUCAUUUACCUGAGCACCUCCACCUCGCUCCUGACCGUGCUCGGAGAGAGCAGCUCCUCUCCUCCCUGGGCUGAGAGGUUGCCAUGGCAAUGGUUGUCGUGAUGCCAAUGUAGCAUUCUGAAGGUAGUAGUUGUGGAGGUUGUGGUGGAGCUGGAGGAGCUGGAGGAGGUGGUGGCGGCGGGGCUGAGAGUCCAGGUAUGGGAAGCGCUCCCUGUCCAGCUGGUGAGUGGAAGGGGAAAGGCCGAGGCGGCCUGCAGGAGUUGGGCUGCAUGCCCUGGAAGGUCAGCAAGCAGAAAGGUGGAGGAGGAGGGGGGGAUGUGGGAGUUGGUGUGGAAGACAGGAGGUCCAGAGAUUCCAGGGACUCUCAGCAACAGCAGCAGCAGCAGCAGGAUCUCUCGUCCUCCUCUUCAUCCCUUACCCCUCCAGCGCCGCUGCAAUCCUCUCUGACACCUCCAUCUAUUUAUCAUGAGAAGCAACGGAGGGAGCUGUGUGCCCUGCAUGCUCUCAACAACGUCUUCCAGGAUGGGGCAGCCUUCAGUCGGGACACACUGCAGGAGAUAUACCAGAGGCUUUCUCCCAGCACUUUGGUGACACCGCACAAGAAAAGCAUGCUAGGAAACGGGAACUACGAUGUAAAUGUAAUCAUGGCAGCCCUGCAGACCCGAGGGUUUGAGGCAGUUUGGUGGGAUAAAAGAAGGGACGUAGGCAGCAUUGAGCUGUCCAAUGUGACCGGCUUCAUUCUGAAUGUGCCCUCCAACAUGCGCUGGGGGCCUCUCCGGCUGCCGCUCAAGCGUCAGCACUGGAUCGGUGUCAGAGAGGUGGGGGGAGACUACUACAACUUGGACUCCAAGCUGCGGAGCCCUCAACCCAUCGGAAAUCCAGACGAGCUCAGGAAGUUUCUCCGUCAGCAGCUGCGAGGGAAGAACUGUGAACUCUUAUUGGUGGUCUCGGAGGAAGUGGAGGCUCACCAGACGUGGCGGUCUGAAGGCUAAGAGCUAAGAAACCCGGCCACAGGCCCAACGUGGCCGCCAAGCCAAUCACAGAAUGAGUAAAAGAGGACGUUGAACCGCGCACAACCAUUCACGCCGACGGACGUUGGGCAGAUUUUCCUUUUUCUUUAUUGGGUUUUGUUUACACAGCCAUUGCUAGACUCUUCUCUGAUAAGAUGCACAGCAAUGAAGAAGCAAACACUUUACAGGGAGAAUCAAAGAAUCACAAAAAAGUGAAGACUUAAAAAAAGUUCUAAAAAGCUAUUAUUCUGUUUCUGCUUUCCUUGUGUUUUUAUAUAUAUUGACUAUUUUUCAAUAUCGGUUUUGAUUUCUUGAUUUGUUUAUUUUUUCCAUAAUUUGUACUGCUCGAGAUUUCAUAGUCAUAGAAGUUCAGGCUUUCUGGAAAACGCUUGUUUAUCUGCCUGUCUCCUCCUUGCUUUUGUCAUAAACUACACUGUUGUGUAUUUAUGCUUCUUUCUCCACCCUAAUGUCAUGAGUCUCCUUCUGUCCACAUCCUGCCUCCACAUUCACCAGGGUGUGUCGUCAUCUCACUCCUCCACUAUGUACCUUGUUCAUGUGAUUCAUCACAUUGCCAAGUUUGUAUUUCAUUCACCUUGCGAUCGCUUCAGACUGGGCCUGUACUGUGUAGUGGCUGUGCUGGCACAAUAGUUUUAUAUGGCAACAAAGCAAUGCAACAACAGGGCCAAGCACUCCCUCUGCUGGAUGCUGGUCUCCAAUUGAUGAAAUGGUCACAUUUGCUUUAUUACUGAUUAGUAAUGAACUCUGCUUUUCUUCAAAAGAUAUUGCAAUACUACAACUAUUAUACUUUAGUAGAACUAUGCUGUAUUAUUGUAUAAUAAUGAUCAACUUGUUUAAGAAUCAAAUCAGAAUCUCCCAGAAUAUGUAACAUACAGUAGUAAGUGGCCGUACUUUAUUAGUUAUUGCAUAUUUCUAAGUGCAGUUGCAGUAUGGCAGUUAAUGGCUAGCUUUGGCAUAUCUCAACCUAACGUCCAGUAGUCAUGGUAACACUGAUGUUCCAACUUUACAGAGCCAGUGCAAGAAAUUUGAUAAUCAAUAAUUUUUCAAUCACAAAUUCCAGACUCAUAAAUGUUAAACAAUCUAAUGAACUACUUGACUUAAAAAAAUGGCUAUUGGUAAUUUUAGCAUCUUUACCAUUUCCCCUUCAAUGGCAAACUUAGUCUGGACUGUGUCAUAUGGAAAACUUUUUUAUUUAUUCAUAUCACUUGACUAGGGUCACUAUGAUGUCUUGUACAGUGUAGUGUCUUUUUUUUAUUAGUUAUUUUUCCCCUUUGGUUCCAGACUGGUCCAAGGGUCAUAACAAUAGCAGCCCUCUGUAGCACAGGAGUUUAACUUAUGCAGGGCUCCAAUUUUUAAUCAUCUCUUGUCAAACCUGCCAAACACAGCUUUGCAAUGUGCCAUUGAUUGUUUCCGUCCUAUGCAGUAAGCAGGGAUCUGUAAUGUGUCAGGCUUUGCUCUGUGGAGGGGUUUGGUGGUUGUGGGUGAGAAGGGACGUUGUCAGUUUGAUAAGCAGUGGAAGGAUGCAGUUGAGACUUAAGUGAGAAGAGAAUAAUCUGGAAAACAUGGAGGGAAAGCUCGGUUUGAUGGGCUGUUGAAUGAGUCCUACAAGAGAUUCCACUGUUGUAGCUUUCAGAUGUAUCAUCCUAAGAGGAACUGUUAUGUGUGUAUGUGUAUUGUCUGUUUACGACAACAUUGGCCUUAACUUGUUUACAAUAGGUAUAUACUUGUUGCUAUGGAGAUUGAGGGGGGGCUGUGUAUUUUGAUGCCAUUUUAGAUUUAUUCCAAAGCACCAAUUUAUCAUAGGUUUAUAGAAGCGACGGCUGAUGUUCAACCACAUCGUAAUUCAUCUCUGACAAUGGUUUCACUUUUCUCAGCCAAGGACUAUCUGUUAUUUACAAUUUUGAAUUUGUGAUUUUAUAAACACGGGAUUCUGUUUUUCAGUGGUGCAUGUUUUAUUUUGGAAUGGACACCUUCAAUUCAGGCUCAGUCUGUGCACCUUACAUGUCAUGUUCUAUCCAAGUGAACCUGCGGUGAACCAUCAGAGAGCUUUUUGGACCCCAUCAUGUUAUGACUAGUGGCUCACAGUUGAAUUCAACAUUAGCUUUUUUGCCAUGACAAUCCAUUCAGCCUUUCCUCUUAAAGGAAUCCUGAUUGUCACUGUAUUUUGUUUCUUUUUUUGCAUUGAAAUAAAAUGCUUACAAAUUGCACUUUA
Molecule: messenger RNA, 3704 nt
Organism: Betta splendens (Siamese fighting fish)
Lineage: Eukaryota; Metazoa; Chordata; Actinopteri; Anabantiformes; Osphronemidae
Gene: josd1
Product: Josephin domain containing 1
Exons: 5
Coding region: 662-1456 (264 amino acids)
Biological process (GO): protein deubiquitination
Molecular function (GO): cysteine-type deubiquitinase activity
Source: RefSeq, a predicted model, not a curated record